This is a messenger RNA of Ilyonectria robusta, 1188 nucleotides long. RefSeq lists its product as uncharacterized. The record is from RefSeq and is a predicted model, not a curated record. The coding region runs from base 134 to 916 and encodes 260 amino acids. The transcript is spliced from 4 exons. NCBI's taxonomy places the organism in Eukaryota, Fungi, Ascomycota, Sordariomycetes, Hypocreales, Nectriaceae.
AUAAAACCUCGCCCUUUCCCUGGCCUCCAUCAUGUAGCAUCUGAUUAAUAGUCACAUCUUUACCGCCGACUUCGACGCUUUCUGUCUCACAUCUAUAGUGAUACAAUUUAUUUCUCAACACUUUGGGCGCAAAAUGCUCAACCCUCACACUGCUGUUGCCGUUGCGCAGAUCAUCUUUUAUGUCCCGAUUCUACCUCUUUCAGUAUUCAUUCUCAUCAGAAAUUGGAAAAACAGACCUCGACUAGCAUGGUAUCCUCUGGUCACCUUCUCUCUCGUCCGGCUUGUUGGUGGAAUUAUUACUAUUGUCCUCGAGUCUAACCGUAGCAAUAUUGGCUUAAUAAUUGCCACCACUGUUCUUCUCAAUGUUGGAAUCAUUCCUCUCCUGCUCUCCCUUAUCGGCAUCGUUCGCAUCGUUUUGAAGUCAAGCAUGGAUGAUAAUCAGCGCGCAAAAAGAUGUCUCAAAGCUAUUCGAAUCGCGUUUAUAGCCGCAAUCGUCCUCAUUAUUCUCAGCGGCGGCCUGAGUGGAACUAGCUCGAAUGCCGCAACCUCAAGGCGUCUAGCUCAAGCUGGCUACAUUGUUCUUACUGCCGUUCUCGCUUUCACUACUUUGGAAUUGCUUUAUCUUUCGACUCAAAAACAUCGCAUCUCUCCAAAUGGAUUCAUUUAUGUGGAAUUUGGACUGCUCAGUGUCUUGGCGCUGGGUCUUCGAACUGCUUACGGACUUCUUUACGAGUUUUCUAUACAGAAUCCCUCUACCAUUUGGAACCCACUAUAUGGAUCACCUGUUGCAUUCGCUUUAAUGUGCUUGGUAGCGGAAUAUCUUGCACUUCUUAUAUUUACUUACCUUGGGAUCCAUUACAUGAACCACAACGUUCAAUGUAUGUCAAAGAUUGGCACUGGCUCGGAGCUGGCAUAGGCAUGCUAUGCCUUCGAGCAUGUUGUGGACGCCAAAAGCGUGCGCCAGUUAUAUGUCGAACCUCCUUACUCAAAGUAGCUUCUAUCUCUCCUAGCCUCUAGCUUGCCGCAACUGUGGCCAUUGGAUCUAGUCAUGGGAACGGAGUGGGUAUACCGAAAUCGGACAGACGUCAACAAUCUUUAAUACUAUUCAGUGUCACAACCCUCUCGGUACCCUGGUCGUGUGUGUGGAGAACCCAUAGCUGCGCUUCAUAAACCUGUCUUGAGAACGUG